AUUUCAGAAAGCUCCUUAACUGAUAAUCCAAUAUAUCAAAGCAAGAAAAAAUGGGGUCCGCAAAAUUUGCUUUGAUAUUAACAAUUGUUAUUAUCUCAAUGUGUAGCAUUUCCUUGGCACAAAAUUCGCCCAAAGAUUUCCUUGACGCGCACAAUGCAGCUCGUGCAGAGGUUGGUGUUGAGCCACUCGCAUGGGACGACACCGUCGCAGCCUACGCUCAGCAAUAUGCGGACUCGAGGAUCAAAGAGUGCCAAGUAGUGCACUCUCAGGGGCCUUAUGGGGAGAACCUGGUGGCCAGUCCCGGCGAUGUUAGCGGCACGGACGCAGUGAAAAUGUGGGUGGCGGAGAAGGCAAACUAUGACCACAAGGCCAACAAGUGUGUGAAUAAUCAAGAGUGCAUGCAUUAUGCUCAGCUGGUUUGGAGCAACACGUUUCUUGUUGGGUGUGCUAGGUCAAAGUGUGACAAUGGCUGGACGUUUGUCAUCUGCAGCUAUGACCCACCUGGCAAUUUUCAAGGUGAACAACCUUACUAGUUUUAAUGUCGUGUUGAGGAGCACCCAGGUUGUGUGCCAGAGUAAUUAAUCUCCUCUCAAUUGGGUGCUAUUUGUUUGGAGAUUUAGAAUAUUAUAUUAUGAGGUGUAACAUUUUCAA
Glycine soja is the source of this 651-nucleotide messenger RNA. RefSeq names its product pathogenesis-related protein 1A-like. Lineage: Eukaryota; Viridiplantae; Streptophyta; Magnoliopsida; Fabales; Fabaceae. Gene Ontology annotation, cellular component: extracellular region. The record is from RefSeq and is a predicted model, not a curated record. The transcript has a single exon. The coding region runs from base 51 to 533 and encodes 160 amino acids.